Rhipicephalus microplus (southern cattle tick) is the source of this 836-nucleotide messenger RNA. Its product is annotated as monocarboxylate transporter 7. Gene Ontology annotation, biological process: transmembrane transport. Gene Ontology annotation, molecular function: transmembrane transporter activity. NCBI's taxonomy places the organism in Eukaryota, Metazoa, Arthropoda, Arachnida, Ixodida, Ixodidae. The record is from RefSeq and is a predicted model, not a curated record.
CCCUACCCGACGUGCGACCACAUGAAGCGGAUUCCCUUCUUGAAAAGUGCGAGUCACCUUCAAAAGGCUGGCGCGCAACAUGCGUUCUCUGGUGUCUGCGCAAUUCCUUCACGUGGCUGCAUCAAGGGCGGUCUCUCUCUUCGUGCUCUCUUCGUUCCUGCUCACGGCCGUCGAUUUCGGAUCGGACAAUGGUCUGGGCGGCUACGAGGCGGUCGCCCUGGUCACCGUAAGCGCCGUCGGGGACCUGAUCUCCAGGAUAGGCACCGGCUUGAUUCUGGACUCGAAGGUGAUCAGCGGGGACGCUCUUAUGCUCUGGAGCUUCGCCAUCCAGGGAGUCUCACUGGCUGUCAUGGCGCUGGUCAAACAAUACUGGAUUCUCCUUACCAGCUGCUUCUUCACUGGUGUUACUGGUGGUGGGCGAAUAUUUGCCUGCACCAUCAUGGUUGCCGAGCUGUUUGAUGAGCGGUCGCUACCGCUAAGCCUGGGCGUCACAAACUUCGUUGCUGGCAUUAUCUGCCUUGCUCGCCCACCUCUCAUUGGUUACAUUCGGGACGUAGUGGGUUCGUACGACCUCCUGUACAUAUCAUUCGCCGUCACCAAUGCCGUCUUCACGAUAACGUGGACAGUAAGCCUGUGCUGGCACACAUUUCACAAGAAAAGAGAGUGGCAACACAUCGACGGCUUUGAAGGCGAAGAGCAGGAGACACAAAACUGAAAAGAACAUAAACUGGACGAAUACGACGUGACUGUGAUCCAUUGUGUUUUCAUCUACAUUAUGUACUAUUUAUAUUCCGCUGAGCGAAUACCUCUGAAGCAUUUAUUUAUUGUAGAAUAAA